This is a messenger RNA of Moneuplotes crassus, 3093 nucleotides long. NCBI's taxonomy places the organism in Eukaryota, Ciliophora, Spirotrichea, Euplotida, Euplotidae. The record is from the annotation of a GenBank genome assembly.
AUGAGGAAAAAGAAUUCCUUACCUGAAAUUUCUACACUAAUAACGCCUGGAACCACUCAGACUACAGGCUGGACGACUAAUAAAGGGUCUAGAUAUCGCUUCAAGUUCGAUGAGAUUAAGGAGAAAUAAGUUUGAUAUUGCUUCAACCAUUAAUCUCAAGCAUAAAUUAGCUACUGUAUCUCAGAAGAAGAGAAAUCCGCAACCCAGAAGAAUGAAGGCUUGCAGCCAGCCCCGAACGAUUUCUAGGAACAGAAGAAUAAUUAAGAGAAAUCAGAAAAAUGGGGCUUGAAAACGGUUCUUCUCAGCAGAUCUUAAAUAAUGAAAUCGAGCGAGCAGAAGACUCCAAUCUCUGGGCAUCUAGCAAUUCUAGUAAGCUAGAAGAAAACAAAGAGGAUAACAUGGAGGAACUAGUGGGUAAAGAAGCCUUCCUCAAAUACUAUCAGAAGUACAAAUAAGUACUCUAUCGAUCCGAAGGACUGUAAGGACUCUGCCUCAACUGCUUUUAUUCAGGAAUGUAAGAACUUGAACCUAAAUCCAGCACCAAUAGGAUUGAUUAAACGCAAAGGAAACCCUGAUGUUGUUGAUGUCAAUUAUUUGCAGCUGGGAAAGACCUAUAUGAAAGCCCUUACCAAGUCGAUGAAACAUUUGAAGGUGAGGGAUGUCAAGAUCCAGAAUAUCAAGGAGAAUGAAAAAGGCGUUAUACAAAUUAUUGACGCCCUCAAGAAAUUCUGAGAAAACAUAAAACUGCUGAAUACUACACUAGGCAUGGACUCCGUCAGGCAUUUAUGUCAGUGGAUGAAGAAACAGGAUAACAUCGGCUCCCUCAAGCUAAAGUAUCUAAACUGUAGCAACUGAAGGCUGAUCGAGACCACUUCUUUGUGUCUUAUGAGGGGAUUGAAAAAUUCGCAACCAGAUCUUAUUGAGCUAGACCUGAGCCGGAAUAAGAUUAGUGACCGAAGCUGAAUAGUACUUGGCGAGUACGUCAAAGGUGCAUAUUACUUAACCAAAUUAGAUCUGAAGUGGAACCUGAUUAGUAGCAAAGGAGCUACUAAGUUAUUCAAAGGGCUUUUAGUUGGAGCCAGUUGAAAGAAUCUAAAUCUGUCAUACAAUUGACUAUCCAAAUAUGAAUCGCUCGAGAUGAUAGAGGAGUUAUCGAAUUUGAUCAACCAAAGCUUGGUACAUCUUGACUUAUCCCAGAAUCAUAUGUCAGCAUCAGCUUGAGCAAAGCUAGGAGAGCUGAUAGAGAAUAACCAUACACUUUAUGGUCUACAUAUGCAAGGAAAUAAUUGAUAUGUGGAUGGAUUCGGGUUUAUUCGAGUUGAUUCUUACCAGAAUAACUUCGAUUAUUCGAAGAAUGUUUAUAUUUCCCCACAUGAGUUUACUGGACAUUCAACAUCAAUGAAGUAUAAGUCAGAAAUUCCGAUGAACUUUAUGGCUGUGACAAAGUGAUGGGUAUGAGAAGGCUGGAGUGAGAAAACCUUCAUUAUCGACCCUCAUAAAUCAAUUCAGGAUAUCGUGGAGCCACUGCACAUCCAUUUUAGUUAUAACAACUAUCAGCCUGAAUUGAUGAUCUCUGAGCCUGACGGGACUUAUAGCUAUCGGACAAUGUGCCCUCCAGGUAAAAUAGACUACUUCUUUACAAUGGAUAAGAUCGCUACCUCUGCGAAGGAUCAUUUCAGGAGGAAGCUUAAAGUCCCAAAGAUGAUCUACGAUAUUGUACAGUACGACGAAAUCAAGACGUACCGACUUGCUAAGAUAAAUUACUGCAUAGUUGAGCAAGGAGAGGUACUUGACAAAGAUUACCUCCCUAUAAGCACAACUUGUGUGCCUAGGCCAGUCCUGAUGAAGUAUGAAAAGCCAGAGGAAGUCAAAGAGAGGCCACCCUGGGAGUUUCCUAAAUCACUUUUUGCUAGCUAUAUUCAAGAUACAGCAGAGCUAAUUUCAGAAUGAUUCGAAUACGACUGGAGUCUUUGUAAUAAACCUAAAUUCACCAUGGAAGAGGAAGAGGAGAUCAAAGCUGUUCUAAAGAAGCACUACUGGCUUAUUAAGGAAAUAUUUAAGUAUCAGAGCGCACUUGGGACUACAAGUGGGUCAUCCUCGUUCGCAAUCCCGCUUAACUACUACACUGACUUUGUCAGAAAUUGUGGAGUUAUUGAUGGGAAGGAGAUCAACUACACCGAGUCUGAUACUUUACAUUUAUCUAUUAACAAGCGUACUAAGAUGACAACUCUGAACCCAGGAAACGGCUUGGUUAGGUUCCAGUUCUUGGAAAUUUUGAUGAGGCUAGGCCUCAAGAGGAGUAAGAAGAUCUCUAAUAAGGCAAAAAGAAUUGACAGGUUUAUGAAUGAGUGCAUUCUCAAGAAUUCCAAAUACCAAAAGGUCCAAGAAUGGAGGUGGGAAAAGUACUGGAAUGAGCCAGUGGAUAAUUUGUACAAAUUUCAUAUCAAAUUACUUCAAGAGGUUUAUAAUAAUUACUCAGGCCGAUUUAAGAAACCAGGCGAGCAGACAUUCAUGUCUUUGGUUGAAUUUGAGAAUCUGUGGGAGCAUUCUGGUCUUCAGAACGAUAAUUUCGCAAAUAGAGACGUCUAUGUAUGUUUCAAUUUGGCAAUGCAAACCAGAGUAGACGAGUUGACGUCAGACAAGCAUCUCAAAAUGUCAUUUGUCGAAUUCCUAGAAGCUGUAGCUAGGGUUGCGAACUACCUGAGUAUCCCUCCACCAAGUUCAAAGUCAAAAUUCCAGUAUCUGAAGAAGGCUGAUACUAUGAAUUCUGACAACCAAGAUGAAGAAAUUGAAGCAGAAGGUGACGAGGAGAUAUUCCUAACUGAAGAAGAAUUACUGAAUCAGCCUCUUAACAAAAAGAUUGAGAAUAUUUUGCCUAACUUGUUAACAAAUUGUACAAAACAAGGGUUCCAGAAGAAAUGGGAAUGGCCUACCAAAAACCCCAAGCUUGGACUAUACGAAGAGGUUGUACAUAUCCCUCAGAACAAUACUGAGUUGAAGCAGACCAUGGCUAUUGGGAUCAACAGGUUGAUAUUCAACAAGCUUGGGUUCCGAGAGCUCAUAGCCAUUAAGAAGAGGCGGCGGAUGCUUUAG